AUGAUGAAAGGCUUGGACUGCAUCCAGAGCGCAUACUGCGCAUUCGCUCAAAACCACCCUAGUUCGACCUCGCUCAUGUGCACAACUCACUUUGCCAAAAAUGAUCAGCUGACCGUUAAGUGCCCGGCAUCCCUCGUGGGGACCAGCUACUUAACUCUUAUUCGCCUCGGAAACAAAUAA
Molecule: messenger RNA, 180 nt
Organism: Phytophthora nicotianae INRA-310
Lineage: Eukaryota; Oomycota; Peronosporomycetes; Peronosporales; Peronosporaceae
Exons: 2
Coding region: 1-180 (59 amino acids)
Source: RefSeq, a predicted model, not a curated record